CAAGUUCACAGCAAAAGGCACAAGGCAAAAGGCAAAUAAUGCUAAUAUUUCUCAAAAAUAAUUAUUAAAAAAAAAAACAGUCAAAAAGUGCACACUAUACUAUCCAUAUAUCAUUAGGAGCUGCAUCUGAUCUCUUUCUGCUAAGAUAAAGAAAUGGCAGCUUCAUCACUCUCACUGCCCGUGGCUUCAUCUGCCUUACAAAAAAGAAUAAAUAGGGCAACACCAAAACCUUGUUCAUUGGCUCCCCACAACAUCAUAGUAUCAUCCUUAAAGGACAACACCUCUCCUGAUGAAUCCAGGAAUUGUAAGAGAAGGCCACUGUUAUUGGGACUAGGAGCAUUAUCUUCAUUAAGUUUGCUCCCUGCAAAUCCCCUCUUGGCUGAAGUGCCAGAGAGGUUUUCAUCUUUUGUUGACAAAGAAGAUGGUUAUGCCUAUUACUAUCCUUCAGAUUGGACAGACUUUGAUUUUAGAGGGCAUGAUUCUGCAUUUAAGGACAGACAUUUACAGUUGCAAAAUGUUAGGGUGAGUUUUAUACCAACUGAGCAGGCAGACAUCCAUGAUUUGGGUCCAAUGCAAGAGACAGUGUACAGGCUAGUUAACCAUGUUUAUGCAGCUCCAAGUCAACUAGCAACCAUAAUGGAUGUUCAGGAAAAAACUAUAGAAGGCAAAAACUACUGCACCUUUGAAUAUGUACUCACUUCUGUAAACUUUUCAAGAGCUGCAUUUGCAACCAUAGCUGUUGGAAAUGGGAGAUUCUACACCUUGGUAGUUGGAGCAAAUGAAAGGAGAUGGAGAAGGAUUAGAAACAAGCUUAAAGUUGUUGCAGACUCUUUCAAGUUGCUAGACAUAUAAACUUCUCAUUGUAAUGGAUUCUCUUAGCAAUUUUCUGGCAGAGAACAACCUGUAUAUAUGUAUUAUAACUCCCAACAUUCAAUAUAUGUAACUGAGAUGAAUAACAGGGGUGGCAGGAAUGAACAGCAUUUAAUGCAGGAAACCUGUACAUAUGUA
Molecule: messenger RNA, 1008 nt
Organism: Ipomoea triloba (trilobed morning glory)
Lineage: Eukaryota; Viridiplantae; Streptophyta; Magnoliopsida; Solanales; Convolvulaceae
Product: photosynthetic NDH subunit of lumenal location 1, chloroplastic
Exons: 8
Coding region: 154-852 (232 amino acids)
Biological process (GO): photosynthesis
Cellular component (GO): photosystem II; extrinsic component of membrane; photosystem II oxygen evolving complex
Molecular function (GO): calcium ion binding
Source: RefSeq, a predicted model, not a curated record